CUACCAUAAUUAAAUCAACUAGGGUUUUGAAGUGGGCUAUCUACAAUUUAUACUUCUUCUAUUGCGUGGCUUGAAGUUUUGUCCCGCCGAUUCUUCCUCUGCAAUAAUUAGUGGACUCGCCGGAACCCUAGAAACCGCCACUUGCAACCAUGGGUAUUUCACGGGACUCGAUGCACAAGAGGAGAGCCACUGGAGACAAGAAGAAAGCUUGGAGAAAGAAGAGAAAGUAUGAGCUUGGAAGGCAACCUGCAAACACUAAGUUGUCAAGUAACAAAACAGUAAGAAGGGUGAGAGUUCGAGGAGGUAAUGUGAAGUGGCGUGCGUUGAGGCUGGAUACAGGAAACUAUUCUUGGGGGAGUGAAGCUGUGACCCGUAAGACCCGUAUACUUGAUGUGGUUUAUAAUGCAUCAAACAAUGAGUUGGUUAGGACCCAGACUUUGGUGAAGAGUGCCAUUGUUCAAGUGGAUGCUGCACCAUUCAAGCAGUGGUAUCUUCAGCACUAUGGAGUUGACAUUGGUCGCAAGAAGAAGACAGCUGCCAAGAAGGAAGGAGAAGAUGCUGAUGCCGCUGCUGCUAAAGAGACGAAGAAGAGCAACCAUGUCCUGAGAAAAAUUGAAAAGCGUCAACAGGAUCGCAAGCUUGAUCCCCUUGUUGAGGAGAAAUUUGGCAGUGGCAGUUUAUUAGCUUCAAUCUCUUCACGCCCUGGACAGUGUAGGCGUGCUGAUGGGUAUGUGUAGUCUUUUGUAUUCCUUUUUAUCUCAUGGCUACUGAAAUGUCAAAGGCCAAAUGUCCCUUUUUCAUUUUUAUGACGAACAUAUUAGAAAAAUGCUCAAAAUCUCGUGAUUAAUGAGAGGCAAAUUUUAA
Messenger RNA from Olea europaea var. sylvestris, 864 nucleotides. RefSeq names its product 40S ribosomal protein S8-like. The transcript is spliced from 4 exons. Gene Ontology annotation, biological process: translation; maturation of SSU-rRNA from tricistronic rRNA transcript (SSU-rRNA, 5.8S rRNA, LSU-rRNA). Gene Ontology annotation, molecular function: structural constituent of ribosome. The record is from RefSeq and is a predicted model, not a curated record. Gene Ontology annotation, cellular component: cytosolic small ribosomal subunit; ribosome. The coding region runs from base 150 to 737 and encodes 195 amino acids. Lineage: Eukaryota; Viridiplantae; Streptophyta; Magnoliopsida; Lamiales; Oleaceae.